UGCAACACUGACUGUUUCCAGCGCAGUUUCUCCCCCCUUUUUUAAAGACCUACACCCACGAUCUCCCCCCUCUCCUCCUCCUGCAGCCUCCAGACCGGCUUCCGUCGCCAUGCCGUCGCUCCGGUACCGCCUGUCGGUGUCCGCGGUGCUGUGGAUCGGGCUGCUGUGGAGCCGCGUCUCAGCGGGAGAUAAAGAAGCCCCCACCUCCACCUCCACCUCCACCCAGCCUCCAUCAGUGACAUUGGGAAGCACAAAGGAGAAUCCCCCCAGAUCCAGAGCCUCCCUGGCCGGAGGUAUGCUCAUGUCGGUUCUGACCCAGAGAGUCCGGCUGGUCUCCCAGAGGGGGGACGCCGUGCCCUCCGCUCUGCCCCAGAGCCUGCUGCCUCUCCUGGGCAGAGGGCUCAGCGUGGGGCCUCUCCCUGGAGCUCAGGGGUUACUGCGGAGGGGGAAACCUCCGUCAGCUGCAGGGCCAGGAGCAGGCAGCGCUCCAACCGCCGAGCCGACACACACACACUCCCCCUCGCUGCUGCCAAACACAGACACACACACUCCUGAGCCGGAGGAGAUCACCACUGUGGUCACCAUCCUGGACGAGGACCCCGAGACGGAGGCUCCAUUGAUGGGUGUGCAGAGCUGCAUGGUGAAUUUCUCCGAGCCCGAGGGCUACAUCGACUCCUCUGACGACCCCCCCCUCCCCGACGGAGCCUUCCUGCACUGCACCUACACCGUCACCGUGUACAACGGCUAUGGAGUGGAGCUGCAGGUGAAGAGCGUGAACCUGUCAGAGGGCGAGCAGCUGUCGAUCCGCGGAGCAGACGAGCGCGGCGCCCUGCUGGUUCUGGCCAAUCACACGCUGCUGGUGGAGGGUCAGGUGAUCCGCAGCCCGACCAACACGCUGUCCGUCUACUACCGCUCGGCACCGGAGAGCAGCAUGGGCCUCUUCCAGCUGCACUACCAGAUCUUCCGGCUGAGCUGCGCCCUGCCCAAGAGGCCUCACUUCGGGGAGGUGUCGGUGCUCGACCUGCUGCCCGGAGGCGUCGCCCGUUUCCACUGCCACAUGGGAUACCACCUGCAGGGGGGGGCCCAGCUCACCUGCCUCAACGCCUCGCUGCCGGUGUGGAGCGGCAAGGUGCCCAUCUGCAGGGCUCUCUGUGGGGGGACGGUGAAGAACGCCACCGUGGGUCGGGUGCUCUCCCCCUCCCCCCACCACGGGCCCAACGCCACCCAGGACCGGUCCUGCUCCUGGGCCCUGGAGGCCCCCAAAGACCAGAGGCUGCACCUCCACCUGGAGAGGCUCGCCCUUGGGCCCACUGACAGGCUGGUUCUGUGGUCCGGUCUGGAUGCUGGUUCUGUGGUUCUGUUUGACUCGGGGCGGGGGGGUCAGAUCCCUUUUGAGGGGGUGAUCAGCGAAGGCCCGGCGGUCAGAAUCCAGUUCAUCACGGACCAGCCCAACCACAACACGGGCUUCAACAUCCGAUUCGAAGCGUUCGAGCGCGGCCACUGCUACGAGCCGUACCUGCAGAACGGGAACUUCACCACCUCUGACCCGCUGUACGGCGUCGGCGCUGUGAUCCAGUUCAGCUGCGACCUGGGUCACUCUCUGGAGCAGGGCCCCCCCGUCAUCGAGUGCAUCAGCGCCAGAGACCCGUACUGGAACGACACCGAGCCACUGUGCAAAGCUCAGUGCGGGGGGGACCUGGCCGGGCCGGGGGGGGUCAUUCUGUCUCCCAACUGGCCCGAGUGGUAUGGAGAGGGGGAGGACUGCAGCUGGAGGAUCCACGUGGGGGAGGACAAACGGGUGCUGCUGGACGUCCAGCUGCUGAACAUCAGCGACAGCGACAUCGUGACUAUCACAGACGGAGACGAGGUGACGACCCGUAUCCUGGGGCGCUACGUGGGAGGAAGUACUCCCUUCAAGCUCUCCUCGUCCACCCCCGACCUCACCAUCACCUUCCACUCAGACCCGGCGGGGCUCGUCUUCGGGAAGGGGGAGGGCUUCAUCAUCAACUACAUGGAGGUGUCCCGGAACGACUCCUGUCCAGACCUGCCCGAGAUCCAGAACGGCUGGAAGACCACGUCCCACAUCGCGCUGGUUCGAGGGGCUCGGAUAACCUACCAGUGUGACCCGGGAUACGACCUGGUGGGACGGGAGACCCUCACCUGUCAGCUAGACCUCUCCUGGAGCUCUCAGCCUCCGUUCUGUGAAAAGAUCAUGUACUGCUCAGACCCGGGCCACGUGGAGCACUCCACCCGCUCCCUGUCCGACCCCAAGCUCUUGGUGGGGACGACGAUUCAGUACAGCUGCAACCCCGGCUUCAUCCUGCAGGGCGGCGCCACCAUCACCUGCUACGGCCGCGAGCCCGGCACCCCCGUGUGGACGUCCAAACUCCCCCACUGUGUUUCGGAGGAGUCGGUUUCCUGUGAGAACCCCGGUCUGCCAGACAACGGAUACCAGAUCCUGUCCAAGAGGCUCUACCUGCCUGGGGAGUCGCUCACCUUCGUCUGUUACCAAGGCUACGAGCUAAUUGGAGAGGAUGAGAUCAAGUGCAUCCUGGGAAGCCCGUCGUUCUGGAGCGGCCCCCUCCCGUUCUGCAUGGCCUACACUCGCUGCUUUGACCACCAUGAUCUGGAAGUUGCUCGAGCGACCGCAGGCUCCACGAUGGACGGAGGAAACAUAGCGCUGGCCAUCUUCAUCAUCGUUCUGGUUCUGUCCGUGCUGCUCGGGGGGGCUUAUGUCUACGUCACACGGUGCAGGUAUCACUCCAACCUGAGGCUUCCUCUGAUCUACCCCCACCCCUACCGACAGAUCACAGUGGAGACGGAGUUCGAUAACCCGCUGUACGAGACCGGAGGAGACUCUCGUGAAUAUGAAGUAUCGAUAUGAAGAAGGAGUAUCUGGACAGCCCCCCCAUCCUGACUCCUCCUCCUCCCCUCCUCCCUCCUUCUCCUCCCAGCAGGAGGCCAAUGUAAAUAGAUAGAUGAUGUCCAGCCCCUUCUGCCACGAGACGCAAAGACUGAUGAUGCUGAAGGCAUGAUGGGAAACAGGAAGCAGGAGAGGAAGCAGGAAACAUGAGAAGGAGUCAGUGUUGAACUUUAAAGCGCCGGGAGGAGAAGGAGGACGGAGGGGAAACAGAAAUCAUCGAACAUGGUGAGAGAAGAGGAGGUGUAGGGUGUGAGAUGGAAGUAAAGGGGCAGGACACAGGGAGAGGAAGUAGAGGGGAUUAAAACACUUUUAGUAUAUUUUUUAAUUGGAAAAUGUAUUGAAAGUCUCCUGGAAAAUGUCCCUAAACGGGUUGUAAUCCUUAAGCUUUUGUUCAGAGGUUUUAUGCAGAUUUCCCCGUAAAAUGCCAAAGUGUUGCCACAGAACAAUCUCUCUGUGGGUCAGAAAGGGUUUACUGAGUCCAGAGAUAUGGAGAUGGGGUCAGAUGUCUGGUCAGACGGCAGAGACAGCUUACGGAGAAUGAAUAGGGGAUGGAUGUCCGGGGGGUCUGCGGGGGACGAGUGGCAGGCAGCAGGCUGACACUGAGACUGAGAUUUCUGAUCCUUUCUUUACUCUCCUUUUUUUCUGGAGAGGAAGUAAAGGAACCGGAGCUCUGGAUCUAUCUGUUGUUGGAGGUGCGAUAUCUGACUCAGCAGCUUUAAGACCUGAAGACACUUUUAUUUUAAGCUUUGCUCUUAUGCAGGAUUUUCACUUGAAAGUGGGCGGGGCUUAAUUUGCACAGGAAGUGACGUUAUUUUUCUAGAAAAAAACCCUGAAUAAGUUCUGCUUCUACUCACAUGUUAUUAGUGUGUGCAAAGAAUAUUAAUGUUUGUUUGCAGAAUAAGAUUUGUACUAAUUUGUCUUGAAAACGGAGGGAAAUGGGGAUUAUUGGUUUGCAAAAUUGAUUGACAGCUCUGUAUUGCAGUCGAUCUAUUAACACAUCCAUAGUCUGAAGAAACUCAUCAACUUCCACAACUGAAACCUUAAGGAUUACAACGUUAAAUCGGGGUCUUGUGGAUAAAUUUGCAGGUGAAAAAUUGGAUUUCUUUCACUUAAUUUUGACACUGCUGUAACUUUGUCCUGCCCCCCCCUUGACCCCCACCUGCAGAAAGGCUUUUUUACCCCUGCAGGUCCAGCUCUGGCUUUAAUCGUAUUUAAAUCAAUGAGUCUGAGUCUCCAGGUCUGGACCCGCUGAUUUCUAAAAAAGGAAAUUGUAAAAUAGCUGCAGACUGCGGAAGGUUUGCGAUGUAAACAAAGCGUAGAGACGGACGGAGCUCAAUCAAACCCACCAGAUGAUGUAAUUUAUUUUGAUGUACUGUACAUGUGAUGUUUUAUGCAGAUUGAUAAAUGUACAUUUUCAUUAUGAGAACAAAUGUUAACAGUUUCCCAAAAUAAAUGGAAUAAAACUUUGAAUAAAAAAAUCUACAAAAUACUUUUUAAA
This is a messenger RNA of Eleginops maclovinus (Patagonian blennie), 4421 nucleotides long. RefSeq names its product seizure 6-like protein. The record is from RefSeq and is a predicted model, not a curated record. NCBI's taxonomy places the organism in Eukaryota, Metazoa, Chordata, Actinopteri, Perciformes, Eleginopidae. Gene Ontology annotation, cellular component: endoplasmic reticulum; neuronal cell body. Gene Ontology annotation, biological process: regulation of protein kinase C signaling; synapse maturation.